Biomphalaria glabrata is the source of this 9640-nucleotide messenger RNA. RefSeq names its product afadin-like. The record is from RefSeq and is a predicted model, not a curated record. Gene Ontology annotation, cellular component: adherens junction. Gene Ontology annotation, molecular function: cell adhesion molecule binding. Gene Ontology annotation, biological process: regulation of protein localization; signal transduction. The transcript is spliced from 29 exons. The coding region runs from base 187 to 7044 and encodes 2285 amino acids. NCBI's taxonomy places the organism in Eukaryota, Metazoa, Mollusca, Gastropoda, Planorbidae.
UACCUUUCAGAUAUUCAGUAGCAAUGGGAGAACGAUGGAGUAACUGCAAGCGAUUUCAGAACUGUUGUGUAUUAAAUUUGUUGUGACCUUUGACAAUGCUUUGGAAUUAUGUGUAUAUUCUAUAAUGUAAGGAUUUCGUUUCAUUUGCGUGGUUUUCCGAUAUUCAUGUGAAAAAGUUAUUGAACAAUGUCGAUGUCAAAAAAAGAGGAAUAUGAACGGCUAAGGGGUCUGAUCAAUCAAUGGAAUGUUGAUCACUACGAUAUUUUCGAAUUAAGUCAGCCCAAUGAGGACUUGGAGUUUCAUGGUGUAGUCAGGUUUUUCUUUCAAGGUGGAAUAGGUGCCAAUGUGAUUACAAAAUGUAUCCGAGUGUCCAGCACAGCCACUACAAAGGAAGUAAUAGGUGUAUUGAUAGAAAAAUUCAGACCUGACAUGCGCAUGUUGUCACAGAGUAAAUAUGCACUCUACGAAGUUCAUGUCAAUGGAGAGGAGAGAAGACUGGGUAAUGAAGAAAAACCUUUAUAUGUCCAACUGAACUGGGGCAAUGAUGUUAGAGAAGGAAGAUUUCUGCUCAGGAAUGAGGACCACCCCACAGUCAGGGAUCCUGCUUUGGGUUUUGACAAUUCUGUCCUACAACAAGAUCAAGCUGGAUUUAAGAGAAAGCUGUCCAAAAGAGAAAAGAAGGAAAAGAAGAAGCGAGAUAGAGGCAAAGAGAAUGUGAAUGGAGAUGACAGUGUGGCCAAUAAACUGUACGAGGAGGCCCCAGAGACUAGCUUCACUCGAAGUAUUUCUAACCCGGAGGCUGUGAUGAGGAGGAGGAGGCAGCAGAAGCUGGAAAAGAAGCUGGCUCAGAUGAACGCUGUUGAAGGUGGCACAGAUAGUGGUGGUACACUUAAAAUCUAUGGAGAAUCCUUGCAGCGGGAAGUUCCAUACAAAACAUUAUUUCUUUCAACUGCGGAUCCUGCUUCUGCUGUUGUCAAGGAAGCUCUGGAAAAAUAUGGCAGAGAGAAAGAAGAUCCCAACAACUACUGUCUUGUUGAGGUGCUGCUGCCCCCUGGUGGUGUUGAGUAUCAUGGAGGCUCUGUUGGGGAUGAGCGUGUGUUAGAUGACAAUGAAUGUCCUCUGGCCAUAGUCAUGCAGCAUACCAAGCACAGAGGUCAGGGUCACAUCAUAUUUCAAUUACGAGAGCGCUCAGCUGAUUAUAAAAAGAGAAGCAAACGUCCAAGGGCUGUAUCUCAAGAUGACCUUCGUAAUCACCAGAGUGAUCAUAGGCACACCAAUGUUGACAUGCUCCCAUACCUAACAGAGUUGAAUGUUAGAGGUAAACCAAAGCGCCAUGUACUUCCAUUGAAUGUUACGGAAGUUGUCAAUGCCAGUGAGGUAGCUAAUAACAGGCAGGACUAUAAUGGAAAACAUUUUCUACAGCUUUCUGGACCUGACAUUCGUCCUCGGCACUGUGUCAUUGCCCAUACAGAGGGUAUAGUGACUGUCACACCAAAUAGCCAAGAUGCUGAAACGUAUGUUGAAAGGCAAAGAAUUUUUGAAACAACCAUGCUGAAACAUGGCAUGACAGUGCAGUUUGGAAAGGAUAAAAUAUACAGAUUCUUGGACCCUCGUUUUGAUGAACCUCCUAUGCAGAGCCAGCCUUAUCAACUCCCUAACAAAGCACAGCGUGGUCAGCCACAGGAGACGAAUUUUGAUGUGGAUGGAAACAUUGAGACUGUAGAAGUUACCUCUCCAGCACAGAGACCUACAUCAUGGGAUAGCCAACAGAGAAGGAGUAACUCGGAUAGAUCACCAGGAUCAUCUCAAGGCACUUACAGUACAGAUGAUCUUCUGCCUGCAUCAGUGGAAUAUUUUAUGGAUGCUGAAGAUCGUUUGCUUCAAGGCUCAAUACUAGAAGUGAACAGCAAGCAGCUUCAGUUCAAGUUGGCUCCAACCUAUACCUUGUACAUGGCAGUUAGGAACUUACUGUCUGCUCGGUCACCAGUUACACACAGAUCACAGUUGGUGGCCGACUUUGCCAAUAAAACUGCUAGGAUGACUCAACAGAGUAUUCAGGAGCACCACAAUGAUCCAUCAGCACUAGCAUUUUGGAUGGCCAAUUCAUCUGAGAUACUUCACAUGUUCAAGCAAGACAGAGAUAUCCAUUCUCUCAGUUUUGUGGCACAGGAGAUGCUGGCAGAAGCAGUGCAGACAGCCUUUCACCAUUUGGUGAGUUGUCUUCAAGGAGACCUGCAGAGAGUCAUGCCUGCCUUCUUGGACCCUUCUGACAAUACUGAUGCUGAGGAUGAAAUGGGCCAUCGCUACAACAUGGGUCGGCCUACAUUAACAGAUGUUCUCAACACAUUAUCUGUGGCAAUGACACUUCUCCGUCGCUGCCGUGUAAAUGCAGCGCUGACCAUUCAGCUGUUUUCUCAGCUCUUUCACUUCAUUAACAUGUGGCUAUUCAACAUUUUGGUGACGGAGCCCCAGCUCCAGCUGUGCACCAGAAUGUGGGGCAUACGUCUGAAAAGAAGACUAGGCAGUGUGGAAGCUUGGGCUGAGAAACAGGGAUUAGAAUUAGCCGCUGACUGUCACUUGUGUAGAAUUAUUCAGGCAGCUCAUCUGCUACAGACACCUAAGUUUAGUGCAGACGAUGUCACAAAUAUCAGCUCUACUUGCUUCAAGCUGAACUCUCUUCAGCUGCAUGCUCUAUUGACACGUUACAUACCUGAACCCAAUGAGCCUCCUGUGUCUGCAUCAUUCAUUGACAGAGUUGUAUCCAUAGCAGAGAAUAUGGCAGAUGAAUUGACUCGCACAGAUGGUCGUGAGGUCAGACUAGAGGAAGAUAAUGACCUUCACCUUCCUUUCUUGCUUCCAGAAGAUGGUUAUUCUUGUGAUACGAUCAGGGGAAUCCCCAAUGGUCUUCCAGACUUUGUUCGACAACUAGAAAGCCAAGGUAUUUGUAGAUUCAUCAUCAACAAUAAUGCUUCAGGAAGUUGGACUGUUUAUAUGGGUGAUGAACCUCCUUCACCAAAUUUGAAACUCAAUGGUCCAUCAAGUCCUGGCCAUGGACUUCCUCCAACACCAGAGAUCAUCAAUGUUACAUUCAGCAAAGUCAAGGGAAGCAUGGGACUCAGCAUAGUGGCAGCUCAUGGUGAAGGCCAGAAAGAACAAGGUAUUUACAUCAAGUCAGUGGUGGAAGGUGGAGCAGCAGCGCAGGAUGGCCGGCUACAAGCAGGUGACCAACUGUUGGAAGUGGAUGGUAAAUCUUUGAUAGGACUUUCUCAAGACAAGGCUGCUGAACUAAUGACGAAGACUGGACAAGUUAUAAAGCUGAAAGUUGCUAAAAGAGCAGUUCUUUAUCACAAUCUGGGAUCUUUGUUGAGCCAGCCAUCUCCUACUAGUCAAAGAGCUGCCCAGAACAAAAACUUUGGCCCAAAUAGAUUAGCCAGUGAUGAAGGUCCACCACCUUAUGAUGGCCGUGAUUCCAAAGCAGUUAAUGGUUAUGGUGACCAGAGUAAAAUGAGAGCACCUUCCACAAGUAACAUUGCUAACCCCAAGCCACCUCAGAACGAUCCAUAUAAUUAUCGAAAUGACCCUCGCUCUAAAUCAACAUCUAAUUUGCAUGUUGACACAAAUCUGGCUCGCCAAGACAUGUAUCAACAAAUAAAACCUGCACAAUCAGUAGGCAUGCUGCACCCAUCAUCUCCAGGUUAUGGCCAGUAUUCUCCUGGGGGCAGGCGUCAAGACAUUAGGCCAAAUGACUACGAAAACCAGCCAAAUUACCCAAGGCCAGGUGGCACUGGAGACCGCAACUCUUAUGACACCAGGCAAGGGUAUAAUUUUGUUGAUCCACGACAAAAUAUACCUGGCCAACCAAAACCUCAGAACCAAGGUUACACUGGACAGAAAACCUCAGACAGGUCUUCUAUAUCGUCUAAGGCAUCUUCUAAUAGUAACAAAGAUCCAAGGCCGCAGUCAGCUUACUACGACCCUCACAAAACAAACAGCAGAGAUAAUGGAGAGUAUCCUACAGAGAGACCCAAAUCAGAUGACGUUGGUAGCAAGUUGAAAGAGUGGCAAGACAAGUUUGAGCCUCCCCGCCCUGGCUACAACAAAAUGAACAGCGGAGGCAACAGCCCUCCCUACAGUAAUAUUGGUGGCCAGCCUCCACCACAGCCACAGCACAACCCACCUCCAAAGCCCACUGCUCAUGAACGACUGUUUAGCCAACAAGCUAUGCCACCAAAACCUAAUAAUAGUUCUUAUGUUCGACAGAAUGAUUUCUAUGAAAACACAGUGCCAUUAAAGCAAGAACCUCCCCCUGCAUUCCACCAGUUACAGAAUAUAUCUAUGGAAAGUGACUUAAAGCCUCGACCAGGAUCUAAACCUCCUCAAAUAGUACAAAAAAAUAAACCCUCUGUUCAGCACACAGACUUGCCAAUGGUGAGAGUUGACAACCGACAGACUCAGUCACGUUUCUAUGGUGACAACAGAUUGUCUGGACAGCCAACAAGUCCACAGGGUAGUCAGCAGCCUGGGUUCAUGGCUCCUAAUGUGCCCAAAUAUGACCAAAGGAAUGUCCAGCCCAGCAUUCGGAACUCAGGUCAGCAAGAAUACAGUAAUGACCCUAGAUAUCUUCAACAAGAUCUGCGCACAUCACCAGACCCUAGAAAUGACCCCAGGAAUGGUCCUGAAUUUGACUACAGGGGCGUGCAGCAAGAUCCUCGAAAUGUUCCUGAUCUAAGAUACAACUCUGACCCAAGAAAUGUUCAGCCUCUUUUACCACCUCCAAAUGAUGUACGUAAUAGUGUAUCAAGUUACCAAGACCAGAACCGACUCCCAGAAGCCCAUUAUCAGCAAAAGUACCCUGAGCCAGUCAACCAUUAUGGUGCAUACCCAACAGAUCCUAAUGAAGGUUUACCUCUGCCAGCAGUUCCCCAGGCCAUGGAGGACUACCAGGAAGAACUGCCCCCACUUCCACCCCCUCCUUCGAAUGAGAUUUUACUUGAACAAAAACUUGCUGAAGAACAACAGAAACUUAUGCAACACAUCAAUGCCACCAAUCAAUUUUUAGCAACAGACAGACAUCAUAAGUACCCUAACCAACCUCAGCCCCAGCAACAAAGUCAAUAUCAACAACAGCAGCCAUACCAACCUCCACCCCAAGCACAGCCAUACCAACCUCCACCCCAAGCACAGCCUUACCAACCUCCAUCCCAGCAGCAACAGUACCAGCCACCUCCACAACAACGCAGUCAACCCAUGAACCGAGUGUUGCCACCGGGCUUAGACCUUCGUGAUCAAAACCCAUUGGGCUACCAAGUUGUUAAAGAUGGCUACAGACCCAAUGACGCUCUUUCACACCCUAAUUACCAGAACAUCAAUUAUGGUGCUGAGUCUCAGCCUCCUCCCAUUCCACAGCCUCCAUCAGAAUAUGAUUCUAUUGAUAACCCCGCCUUAAGGGUACAAGGAUUUCAGGUGAAACCAGCAGUACCUCCCAGUAAACCUAAACUAAAAGAUCGUUUAGAUCUCAACACAAGAUCUGCUUGGGAUAGAGAUGCUAAAGAAAAGGCACAAGAGGAAGAGCAAGAGGAAUUGUUUCGUGCCAGAGAACAGGAAAUAGCUGAACUGGAAGCGAGGCCAUUUUUGAAUCCAUCAGAUCAAGACAGAUUAAAGAAAUUAAAAACGGAGCAUGAAUUUCAGAGACGUGUUAGAGAAAUAGCUGAGAAGGGAGACUAUGAUUAUGAGGAUGAUGAUGAAAUGGCAGAAAGGAUUUAUACUCGUGAGAGAAUAAUACAGACCCUGAAAGAAGAUUUAGAAAAGUCUCGAGCUAGAUUACAAGACUUUGAACUGGCCCAGCAAAGAGCUGAUGUAGAUAGAGAAUCUGAGAGACUGAAAUCUUUGGAACGGCGACUAGAGAUGCAUGAAAAAGACAGAGAAGAGCAGCGGCUGCGGAUGCAGAAAAAACAGGAAAGAAGAGCAAAAGAGCAUCAGGAACAAUUAAAAUUACAAAGGGAGACUAGAGAGCGACAACGUCAGAAUUAUGAAGAACAAAAACGUCUGCUUCAAAAAGAAGAGGAAAAAAUCAAUCAAAGGAGGGAAGAAGAAUUAAAUAAAAAAAGACAAUUUGAAAGAGAACGUCGUCAGGAGAUCCAGGACAAACAAGAUGCUGAAGAAAAGAGAAUGAGAGCUGAGAUUCGAAGGGAGGAGGAAGAAUAUCUGCAGCAGCAACUUGCCCAAGAAAGACAGAUGAAACAGCAACAGAAUAGACCAAUUCGAGUAGGCGAUGAAAGGAAAAGGCUGGAAUCACUGAAUUCACAAUCCACUACUGGACCCCAGAGCCCAACUUCUAACUACGCUCAGUAUGCAAAUGUCAACAGUCAGGGUCAGUCUGACCCUUCUCAGGCUCCCCCUCCCCCAACCAGGAGUGCUUCCUCCUAUGAAACAUUUAAUCAGCACCAGUUGAGGGCUUCAUUCAGGGCGAGCAGCAGUGCAGAGUUCCCUCCUCCUUCAGCUUUGAACAAUAGCAACACAAACAGCACAACAGGGCUUCCCUCUGCCUUGAAGAGCUCACAGGAACCCCCUCCUACUGCCAAGAAGUCUGUAUCUUUUAAUACUCAAAUGAACACGUAUAAAGACAGGACGCCCAGCAACUCAGUCUCCUCUUACAAGUCACCGACAGGAUCACAAACUUUUGAGGACCUCCCCCCACCAUCUUUCAGCCCUGACACUGAUGUUUUUGAUACACCGAACCCUCCUCUGUUGAGGAACAAUAACCCCAUGCCGAAUGACAGGCAGUCGGACGUGGUCUACAACACAUCUAGCAACACCCCUAAUGUCAUUGGUGCCCAGGAAGUGUACAGGGACCCUAGAUCCAGGAUUGAAGCGAAAAAAGCUUCCCAGUCAACAGUCCGCUCCCAGAGCACAGAUAGGAUGUCAUUCCGAGAAAAGAUGAAGUAUUUUGCCACUGAAGCAGGGGAGGACACUAUCAAAUUGAAGCCUAAGGCAUCAAAAACAUUGAGAACAAUAGAAUCUCAAUUGAAUGGACAGAUCCAGUAAAAAAUGUUCUUGAGACGUUGCUUUAUCUCUGUGCCCAUCACAAGCAGCAUUAUAGGACAAAACAAUUUGUCUUUUACAAUGAACAAAAACAAUCACCCGACUGUGAACAUUUUAGUUGUAUUUUAUUUUUAGUUCUGGUUUCAUUUUUUUUUUUUAAAAGAUCUUUUCCUUUAAAACUAUCCUUCCAAAUGUACAAUAUAUACUCCUAAUGGAGAUAAACAUUGUGUAUAUAUAUAUGAAACAAAACAUUUUAAAUUGAUGUGUUAUAAUUAUGCAUAAAAAGUGUACUAUAAAACCUGAAGGAACAUAUCUAUCAUGUUAUAAUGGAGUGGAGUCCAUUGAAUCAUAAUAGCUGACAGUUUUGUGAUGAUAGCAGUUUGUUGUAGACUGCUACACUGUUGUGUUUAAUGACAUUUGUGGUGGCAGUAGUUGUAUAUUGGGUAUCUUUAUGUUGCUAGGGUUGUGCCAAAAGUGUUUGCAUUCACAAGGAUUCUUUGAAUCUCUGACUGGAGAAAAGCUCAUAAUGAUCAUUGAUAGACCACACUAGUUUUGGUUUCUAGUUAAGGUAACUCAAUACUUUUAGUUGUUUUUUUUAUCUAUCCAAAAUGUAGCCCCUUAUGUAUGUGUUCAGUUUUGAGUCACUAAAGCCAUUCUAGAUCACUGUAGCCCCUGAUCUAAGGAGACGUCAUUAAAUGAUGAUGUCAUCACAAGAAAGGAAUGGACUACUACUUGCCACUAAAGCUCAUUAUUCUGGUUUGGAAACGGGAUCAAACAACGAAGACAGAAAGUGUUGCUUUGUUGUGUUUUGUUUAGCUUUUGUCUGAUGAGUAUGCUUGACCUAUAAUCUCAUGAUGCAGUGUAGCACAUGUUAGUACUCUUCUAUCAACAUGUAUUGUCAAAUCUACAUAUAUAUUUGUGUACACUUUAUUAAUUUUUUUUAUCCAUUUACCAUUCCUUCAUAUGGAUUAUUUACUAAUUUUUAUUAGUAGUAGGCUUGUGUUUCAAUCAGUGGGAGAGAAAUAUUCUUUAUUCCAAUUACACUGAAACCAGUCUGUUACAUUAAAUCUAUUAAAAUGAUUGUUUAUGCAUUUAAUUUAAUAUACACCUGCUAAUGUACUAAGUUUAUCUUAUGAUGUUCACUAGAAUGUAAAAUGAAGGUUUUAUUCCUACUGGAUUGGCCUUCAGCUUAAAGAAUUGAACACUGCCUUGUUGACUUGGUUUCCUACAAUAUGUGCCAGUGGUUGCUGUCAGGAUGGUUGUGAAGAAUGUCUAGACACAUUGAACAUAUGGUGAUGUAUACUGGAAGCUGUACUUCACAUAUCAUGUUCAUUCGUUCUGUAUCUUAACCAAGCUCACUGAUGGUCAAUUCCUUAAAUAUAGUUGUGAUUAGAUUGCUAGUCUAAGAGAAUAGUUAGCUGCUUGGUAAGACUUUAUUACAGAUUGCACUGGAGACUUACUUAGUACAGCUAUUCCAUAUUACUAGUGCAUGUGUGUGUGUGUGAUAACCAUGACUUGAAUGUUUGUGUCUACAUUUUGCUAGUUAAGGAUGCCUAAUAAUCUAAGGCACUGGCCACUUGCCCAACACAAACUGGUUGUUGCCCUGUCUGCUAGUACAUAUAUAUAUUGUAGCAAUACAUCUAGCAAACUAUUCAAUAAAUGAAUUUAUAUAUUUAUUAUAUAUUUAUAUACAAAACUUAUUUGGUUAUUUAAUGAAGUGUUUCAAAAGUCAAAUCUUAUAUUUUGUAAAUAUAAUUUAAAACUUCUUUUUGAAAUUUAACUUCUUGUUACUUUGAGUCAAUGUAUUUAUGAUUAUCUCAUUGACUCUGUACGUUAUGAUUCUGAACUUUAGAAUGUUUGUUUUGUAACAUGUUUUUUUAAGCAUUCACAACAUAUCUAAUAACUGUAUCUAAAUAACUGAGUUUUGUUGAAGAGCUUUGUUUUAUGUCAUGUUUCAUUUAAAGAGGAAUUAUGAGCAAAAUACUGGCCACAAGUGACUUAAUGUUUGAGACUAUCAUGAUCACUGAAGAUUCUCUUGCAUUUAAAUGUUUUCUAUGAAUUCAGUAAAUACAAAUAUGUACAAAUCUUGUUUUCCUGUUAAGAUUAAAAGCAAAAAUUACAUGAACUUUGACGUGUGUUUUUCGGCUGCAACUAAUACUGUAACUGAACACUGAUGUAUAUAGAUUCUCUGUAGAUACUUUACCUUUAAUUAGUAGGCAAUAUACUAAGUGAAUUGAAUGUUAUGUUCAGACAUGUAAGAUCUGUAUAUUAGUAGCUUAUUGCUCUUUUUGAUAUUACCUUUCAUAUUGUGUACAUUCUAGAGAUUCCUUCUCUCACUCUCUAAAUUAUAUCACCAUUUAGUCGUAGCCGAGCACACACACUAUGUGCCCAGCAGCAUGUACAUAGAAACAUUCAGCUUCUUAAAUAUGGGGUGAGUUUGUUGCCAGAUUUAGUUCAACUAACCAUGAACAAAAGUUGUCUUUUUACUGACUAGUUUCAUUUUCCUUGAUAAUCUCUCUCUCUGUAUAAUUCUAAAUUGUUCACUGAUGUGCAGAUAAAUGAAAACAUUUCUUUGAUUAAACUGCUGAUUAACUUUUCA